GAAACGCUGGCCCGAGGCUAGUCCAUAUAAAGCCCAGCAAUGAGGCCCCGAGCUUCACUGCUACCUCUGACUCUACUCAACAAAUCAAGACACAGCGAUAGGACGACAUGCUGUUCGUUUUCGCAUCCCUUUGCCUGCUGGCCACAUGUUGGGCCCAGGACUGCCAGGUGGACAACAUUCAAGUGAUGCAGAACUUUGACAAAACCAGGUUUGCAGGACCAUGGUACGCAGUGGCCAAGAAAGAUCCCGUCGGACUCUUCCUGCUGGAUAACGUUGUCGCCACCUACAAAGUAGACGAUGUCGGCGCCAUGACAGCCAGCGCCGUGGGCAGAGUCAUCAUUCUGAACAACUGGGAGAUGUGCGCCAACAUGUUUGCUACCUUCGAGAGCACGCCCGACCCCGCCAAGUUCAAGAUGAGGUACUGGGGAGCCGCCUCCUACCUGCAGACUGGCUACGAUGACCAUUGGGUGAUUGACACCGACUACGACAACUACGCCAUCCACUACUCCUGCAGAGAGGUGGACUACGACGGCACCUGCCUGGACGGCUAUUCCUUCAUCUUCUCCCGCCACCCCGAGGGCCUGAGGCCAGAGGAUCAGAAGAUCGUCACCCAGAAGAAACAGGAGAUCUGCUUCCUGGGCAAAUACAGACGCGUCCCACACACAGGGUUCUGCUCUGCGUAAAUACGCUGGACGAGAUGGAGAAAGGAUAAGAACAACUGUGAGCUUUUAGCUGUGGCCACUGAAGAUGUUGGCACAGACUGACAAUUUUAAAGAAAAGGACUGUACAUACAAGGAUAAAAUUAACAACCCUCUCUACCAAUAACAAUUACUAUUUUUCAUCCAGAAAAGACCUGAUUAUAGCCCAGGUUUGUCAAGAGCGUACAAUGUUGAAUGUAUUGUAAUGAUUUUAUGUACUGAAAUGAGUCAAUGUCUGUUUUUUUUUUAAAUAAAAUAUUCUUGUAAAAUCAA
This is a messenger RNA of Alosa alosa (allis shad), 971 nucleotides long. It is a transcript of the gene rbp4, whose product is annotated as retinol binding protein 4, plasma. Bases 108 to 683 code for a protein of 191 amino acids. The transcript has 6 exons. Gene Ontology annotation, biological process: retinol transport. The record is from RefSeq and is a predicted model, not a curated record. NCBI's taxonomy places the organism in Eukaryota, Metazoa, Chordata, Actinopteri, Clupeiformes, Clupeidae. Gene Ontology annotation, molecular function: retinol binding; retinol transmembrane transporter activity.